Messenger RNA from Coniosporium apollinis CBS 100218, 690 nucleotides. RefSeq lists its product as uncharacterized. The transcript has a single exon. Bases 1 to 690 code for a protein of 229 amino acids. The record is from RefSeq and is a predicted model, not a curated record. Lineage: Eukaryota; Fungi; Ascomycota; Dothideomycetes.
AUGUCUCUGUGUUUUGAAGACGCUUUCACGGAGUUCAAAAGCGGACGUAUUAGCGAGGUGGAGUACCUCGGCCAUCUUCUCGCCCAUUUCCGGGGCAGCAGACACCCCGGAGACUCAGACAGUCGCAACUUUAAGGCUGUUCUAGGUAGCUUCAAUCCUUACGCUGAAUCGAUUAGACAAGCAGCUCUGGAAACCGAUUACCAACCGCUAGAGAACACGACAGCGCUUGAAAGGCUUUUCGAGGCUUGUCUCGCUGGCAACUCCGCUCAAUUUAAAUCAAGCCUUGAGGGCCUGAAUGACGGGCAUGCGUCUUUAAUCAUGCAGCCGCUUGCGACACUCGCUGCCGAGAAAGGUCGUGCAAGGAUGCUGCAAGCUUGCCUCGAGAAGGGCGCUAAGUUUAAUGGAACUUUGGAUAGAGCUGUGGAAAUCGGAUCCGACAAAACACCGGAGAUGCUUGAAGUUCUUGCCGCUGCCAAAUGGCGCAAUAUCCACGAGGUCAAGAAUGAUAAGCAAGCAGUUAGUGCCGUUGCGCGGCCGUGGCUCAGUAGAAAACCAGCUCAGGAACAGCAGCCAACCGCUGAGACGCAGCAAGAGAGACAUGAGCGGCUUGUACGGACGGGCCAGCAUCCUUCUGGCACAUGUAUGACGGGCGAAGAACUGGAGAAACGAUUUGGCUGGAUUGAUUGGUGA